CCAAUCCGAAUAUGGAAAGAGGUUGGUGAUUAUACAAACCCAUAUAAUGCACCGGACAAGGCCACGAGUAGCCCUCCACAAGCGAGCACGAAGGCUAAGAAAAUAAUACUGAAACAAAAUAUUUGUUGGAGAACGGGAAUUAGGAAAGAGUUUUUGACGGUGCAGCAACCAAGCGGGAUCAGGAAUUCUGCUUUGCUAGACUUAUACACACGCUUAGGAUAUAAGAUAAACAGAGUUACGAUCAGCACAGGUGGUAUAUGUGACUCCAAACAAGAACGCAACUGA
Molecule: messenger RNA, 285 nt
Organism: Acaulospora morrowiae
Lineage: Eukaryota; Fungi; Glomeromycota; Glomeromycetes; Diversisporales; Acaulosporaceae
Source: the annotation of a GenBank genome assembly